This is a messenger RNA of Eubalaena glacialis (North Atlantic right whale), 2205 nucleotides long. It is a transcript of the gene PODXL2, whose product is annotated as podocalyxin like 2. The coding region runs from base 46 to 2052 and encodes 668 amino acids. The record is from RefSeq and is a predicted model, not a curated record. Lineage: Eukaryota; Metazoa; Chordata; Mammalia; Artiodactyla; Balaenidae. The transcript has 10 exons.
CGGCCCUGAGGAGCCCAGGCGGCUGCGGAGCGGCGACGCGGCACCAUGGGCCGGCUACUGAGGGCCCCGGGGCAGACGCCGCUGCUGUCGCUGCCGCUGCCGCUGCCGCUGAUGCUGAUGCUGCUGCUGGCCGGAGGAGCGUCCCUGGUCACGUGUGCAGCCGGGUCCGAGGAGCCUGGCCCGGAGGGCCUCACCUCCACCUCCCUGCUGGACCUCCUGCUGCCCACUGGCCUGGAGCCGCUGGACUCGGAGGAGCCCAGCGAGGCCAUGGGACUGGGGGCUGGCCUGGGAGCCCCUGGCUCUGGCUUCGCCAGUGAAGAGAGCGAAGAGUCCCGCAUCCUGCAGCCGCCGCAGUACUUCUGGGAAGAGGAGGAGGUGCUGAACGACUCUAGUCUGGACCUGGGACCCACUGCAGACUGUGGCCCGAUUUCUGUUCCCAUCAGCAGCAGGUGGAGUGCCUGUUCCCGCGCUCACCCGGUACCGAGUAUGGUCCUUAAAUGCACUCCUAUGUUGUCAGGGAGGAAUCAGUUCAUUACCGUUUCAGCUGAGGCCGAAGGUCACAUGAGAGGAUGGCCACCCUGGAAGGCAGAAAUAACGUCCAGUGCAACCUUGACAAAAAGGGAAAAUGACCUACAAAACUGGGAUUACAGUUUUCCAGACCUGACUGAGAAGGCUGGUCCCAUAGAGGAUACUGGCCAGAGUCAAGAGGGGGCGAGCCUCCCGUCUCCCCUGCCCAAGAUGAGCCUGGUGGAGCCACCCUGGCAUGUGGUCCCCGGAGAGGAGGAAGAGGAGGAGCAGCUGCUGCCUGUGACCAGGUCCCAAGAAGAAUCCCAAAGUCAGGUCCACGGCUUUCCUCCCACCGGCAACAGCCAGACCCCAGGGGCCCCCGAACACCGGCACGAAGAGUCUGGGGACCAGGCCUCCUCGGGUGUGGAGGUGGGGAGCAACAUGGAGCCGAGCCUUUCCCCGCCCACAGUCACCCCAAGUCCAGUGACCCCGGGGGGUCAGGAUGUGGCCGACUGGGGGGCAGGGGGCACGGCGCUGCCAGCCGCAGGGCACGGGCUAGAGUUGGAGGCCCCUCGGGAGCCCAGUGAGGAGGCCACUGCGGGAACAGCUGGCUUUGCCGGCCGGCCGGGGGAGGGACCGUCCCCGGCCUCGUUCCCUCAGACAGAAGCUCCCAGCGGGGCUGAGGCCUCAGACGAAGACCCCACGCACCCUGGAGCCUCAGCCUCUUUCUCACUGGCCCCUGGAGACAUGGAGCUGACACCUUCCUCUGCUGCCGUGGGACGAGAAACCCUCAGCCAGCUGCCCCAGGAAGGGCAGACUGCCGACGCUCCGUCUAGAAGACCCUGGGAGUCCACGCAGGUGAUCUGCAAAGACUGGAGCAACCUAGCCGGAAAGAACUACAUCAUCCUGACCAUGGCGGAGAACGUGGACUGUGAGGUGUUCCGGCGGCACCGGGGGCUGCAGCUCCUGGCCCUGGUGGAGGGGGUGCUGCCCCGCCACGGCAGCGGCCGCCACGGGGACUGGCACAUCUCCCUGAGCAAGCCCAGCGAGAAGGAGCAGCGCCUGCUGAUGGCCUUGGUGGGCGAGCAGGGGGUGGUGCCCACUCAAGACGUCCUCUCCAUGCUGGGCGACAUCCGCAGGAGCCUGCUGGAGAUUGGCAUCCAGAACUACUCCACCACCAGCAGCUGCCAGGCCCGGGCCAGCCAGGUACGCAGCGACUACGGGACGCUCUUUGUGGUGCUGGUGGUCAUCGGUGCCAUCUGCGUCGUCAUCAUCGUGCUCGGCCUGCUCUAUAACUGCUGGCAGCGCCGGCUGCCCAAGCUGAAACACGUGUCGCACGGCGAGGAGCUGCGCUUCGUGGAGAACGGCUGCCACGACAACCCCACGCUGGACGUGGCCAGCGACAGCCAGUCGGAGAUGCAGGAGAAGCAGCCCAGCCUGAACGGCGGCGGCGCCGUCAACGGCCCGGGGGGCUGGAGCGCGCUCAUGGGGGGCAAGCGCGACCCCGAGGACUCGGACGUAUUCGAGGAGGACACGCACCUGUGAGGGGCUGUGCCCCGCCCGGCCCUCGGCGCGGGGUCCCUGCUUUCCCCCGACUCACGGCGCACCCCGGCCCCGUCCCCGUCCCCACCCGACGCCCCGAGGGGCUGCCCCGGGACCCCAUUAAAGCCGCCCGGAGAGCACGCCGGGCCCCGCGCA